GCUAUAUAUACACACAUGUUAUUGUUUUAAUUCACAUUCUUGUUGUGUAUUAUAACAUACAGUUGGGACAGUUUAAUAAACAUGGCAAAAAUACAUGUAACACUUUUGCUACUGAUUAUCGGUCCAGCAUCGGUUCUUGGCUUUUUCUGGAACUCCUGGAAAGGAAAUAUCUGUAGAUCUCAGAGCGACUGUUCGAGGGAUCAGUGCUGUGUGAGCAGACUUUCAUGGUUGAAAUAUGGAAUCUGUCAGAAAAGAAAGAGGGUAGAAGCAAGUUGCCACAACCCACGAAAAACGGGUUUCCACCACGUGUGGUGUCCUGGACCUGCUGGUAUAAUUCAUCCUGACCUCUGUCCGUGUGGGUGUGGAGACUUCUGUGCCAUGGGUCCUAAUCCAAAACGUGAUUCACAUGGAGGAUAUAUUGGAACCUGUGCGUUUGGAUAAAGACAGAGCAAGGAUGCUUGCUGUUUAACGAGAAAUCGUCAUGCUUGCUGUCACAACCCCAAACGCACUGGAUUCCACCACGUGUGGUGUCCUGGACCUGCUGGUAUAAUUCAACCUGACCUCUGUCCGUGUGGAUGUGGAGAUUUCUGUGCCAUGGGUCCUAAUCCAAGACGUGAUUCACAUGGAGGAUAUAUUAGUAAACGUUUUACAUCUGUUUUUCAAAUUGAGAAAUGCGACAAUUUCAUAACAGCAUUUAUAAUGUGAUCAUGUUUAUAAGAUUGUUUUAUACUAAAUGCAUUUAAUAAGGUUAAAUUCAGCGAGGUCCAUUACAGUAACGCGGAAUGAUGUCAAUAUCAUAGUCGAGAUAGUCGCAAACCUGCAGCUACUAUGGUAAAUCCAGUGACGUCAGAAGUGUGCUUAACAGUUUUCGAUGUAUUAUCAUAGCCCAGUCUUUAAAGAUAAAGUGGGGAAAUACGAUAUUUAUGUAACCGUUUAUUGUAGACCAUAUGGGAAAUAAAUUGUUUUAUACCCCUCGCUAUCGAUCGGGUAAUAAUCAAUUCCCAUAAAUUGUGUACGGCAUUCCUGCUCAUGCAAUACUAUAUAUAUAUAUAUAUAUAUAUAUAUAUGUAUAUAUAUAUAUAUACACGUGUGUGUGUGUGUGAGUGAGCGAGUGAGCGAGUGAGCGAGUGAGUGAGUGUGUGUGUGUGUGUGUGUGUGUGUGUGUGUGUGUGUGUUUAUUUAUUAUUACCCAAAUAGUCUACAAUAAACGGCUACAUAAAUGUUGUAUUUUUGCCACUCUAUCGUUAUGGCAUGGGCUAUAAUAAUACAUCAAAAACUGUUAUAAUAUACUUCUGACGUCAUUAUAAUUACUAGUAGCUGCAAUUAAGGCAAAGUCAAAAACGUAUACUAGCAGAUUAUGACUUUUGACGCAUGCGACGUCACAUCCAUAGAUGCAUUACAAAAUCGCUCAUUUGUUUUCUAGAUCAUUGUACAAUGUAGCUGAUAUAACAGACAUAAUAGCUGUACUCCGUUUACCUAUUUAACAUUUUGUUUGGCAGUCGGACGAAAAUAAUAAUUUAAUAAGUAUCUAAAGAAGACAUUGGACACAUUAUAAUUAUUGCAAAGUUAAAUAGUAUAUAAGUCUGUAUUGGGAGACAAUGUGUGACAAUGCUAUACCUCAGGACUUGUCAGUAUCAACUAAAUUUAUAUUGUUAUAAUUAUUUACAGGAAUCUGUGCGUUUGGUUAAAGACAGAGCAAAGAUGUUUGUUGCUUUAGGAGAAAUCGUUGUGAUUGUAUUAUAUGUGCAAAUAAAUGUUGUAAUAGAA
Gigantopelta aegis is the source of this 1767-nucleotide messenger RNA. RefSeq lists its product as uncharacterized. The transcript is spliced from 5 exons. Lineage: Eukaryota; Metazoa; Mollusca; Gastropoda; Neomphalida; Peltospiridae. Bases 82 to 441 code for a protein of 119 amino acids. The record is from RefSeq and is a predicted model, not a curated record.